Scomber japonicus (chub mackerel) is the source of this 938-nucleotide messenger RNA. RefSeq names its product eukaryotic translation initiation factor 1b. Bases 149 to 490 code for a protein of 113 amino acids. The record is from RefSeq and is a predicted model, not a curated record. Gene Ontology annotation, cellular component: eukaryotic 43S preinitiation complex. The transcript is spliced from 4 exons. Lineage: Eukaryota; Metazoa; Chordata; Actinopteri; Scombriformes; Scombridae. Gene Ontology annotation, biological process: translational initiation. Gene Ontology annotation, molecular function: RNA binding; translation initiation factor activity; ribosomal small subunit binding.
UCUCCAUUUUGAGAGACUUCGUGAAGCCGAGCUCAGCAACCCCGAAGGAACAAGGCCCAAACACCUACACACGACGAUUAAAACUCACAGACCCCAACUUCUGCUCGCUUACCAAGUUAUUAUCCGAAAGGAAAGCAAAUCUUAUCGUAUGUCCGCUAUCCAGAACCUCCAAACUUUUGACCCCUUUGCUGAUGCAACUAAGGGUGAUGACCGCCUCCCAGCCGGGACAGAGGACUACAUCCACAUAAGAAUCCAACAGCGGAACGGCAGGAAGACCCUCACCACUGUCCAGGGCAUUGCCACCGACUAUGACAAGAAGAAGCUAGUCAAGGCCUUCAAGAAGAAGUUUGCCUGCAAUGGGACAGUGAUUGAGCACCCAGAGUAUGGUGAAGUGAUCCAGCUUCAGGGAGACCAGCGCAAGAAUAUCUGCCAGUUCCUCAUUGAGAUUGACCUGGCCAAGGAGGAGCAGCUCAAAGUCCACGGCUUCUAGAAGCUGCUAGCAGCCCUCUCCCCUUCUCUCCUGGAAGGCCAUCAAACUCCCCCCCUCCCUCCAUCACCCCACCCUCUCCUCCCCUCCUCCUAUGUGCUGCUGUUGCUCUUCCUCCCCCCUCUCCCCCUUUUGCAGCCCCACCAGCUCCUCUUAGCUAACACGUGAAUUACCUCUGACAAACAUGGGACUCUGUAACACCACCGCCCCCCUACGCCACCAGGGGGCAGGCUCGCUCUCGCAAAGACACACCACUGCAGCUCCACACAACAUCAGGGAUGAGUGGUGAUGACCCUCCCACACACACUUCCUCCUUCCUUUCCCCCCCCUUGUUUAUUUCCUUUUUUUAAUUUUUUCUUUUUAGGUCUCGUGCUGCAGUAAGGCACCCAGUUUCAUGUAACUUUUUUGUUUUGUACUUCAAGGUGUUUCAAUAAAACAAUGAGUCUCCAGA